GGUGGGGCUUAAGAGGGCGAGCCUGCAAGGUGCGGGCGCCCCAACCUAAGGGCCAGCCGAAAAUUCAGGGUCGGUCAACAUUGGUGGACAGUGCGCAGGCGCGUUUUCUCAGACGCGGGCAAUUGUUUUGGGAGUGCAAGUGUUUUGAGCGGACGCUGCGCGAUAUUUAUGCGCAUGGGCAGUUUGUGCUCCGCUGCUUAGUCCGACUUCCUCUGGAGAGGCGCGCUACGAACUUCGUGUCGCCUUUGAACCGGAAGCGGGAGGAGGGGCGUGGAUAACGGGGCGCUGAAGCUGUGGCUGCCGGAGGCGAGGAGAGCACGGAGUUGGGCUGUAGCCACCGCCGCCUCCAGGUACCACUUUGGCCACCAGAAUUCAGUAGUAGUGGCUUCUGUGAGGGAAAAUUCCUGUCUGCCUAGUCUGCUCUCGCCCCUGUUUGUAUGCACUCUCACGCACUCCUGGGGCGCCCCGCGCCACCUCUUUUCUUCACCCCACUGUUCGGGCCUCGUGCUGCGGCCCUGCGGGAUUUAGCCCGGAGCCUCCUUUAAGUGCCGAACCUCCCAUCUCCGCGUCCCAUUUUCCUGUAACCUUAGGAAUUCGGAUUUACACAGAAAAAGAUUUGUGUUCUGAAAUGCUGAAUCAUGAGUCUUGCACUUAAUAACCUGCUUAUUUGUUGCCGGCAACUGGAAAAUGAUAGAGCUACAGAACGAAGGAAAGAAGUUGAGACCUUUAAGCGCCUGAUUCGGGAUCCUGAAAUAGUUCAAGAUUUAGAUAGGCAUUCAGAUUCCAAACAAGGAAAAUACUUAAACUGGGAUGCUGUUUUCAGAUUUUUACAGAAAUAUAUUCAGAAAGAAACAGAAUGUCUGAGAACUGCAAAACCAAAUGUUUCCAUCUCAACACAAACCUCCAGACAGAAAAAGAUGCAAGAAAUCAGUAGUUUGAUCAGAUUCUUUAUCAAAUGUGCAAAUAAAAGAGGACCCAGGCUAAAAUGUCAAGAGCUCUUAAAUUAUGUCAUGGACACAGUGAAGGAUUCAUCUAACAGUGUGAUUUAUGGAUCUGAUUGCAGCAACAUACUACUCAAAGACAUUCUUUCUGUGAGGAAAUACUGGUGUGAAAUAUCUCAGCAGCAGUGGCUAGAAUUGUUCGCUGUAUACUUCAGGUUGUAUCUCAAGCCUUCACAAGACAUUAAUAGAGUUUUAGUGGCUAGAAUAAUUCAUAUUGUGACCAAAGGAUGCUGUUCACAAACUGAUGGAAUAAAUUCUAAAUCUUUAGAUUUUUUUUCUGAGGCUAUUCAGUAUGCAAGACAAGAAAAAAAAUCUGCUGGCCUAAAUUAUAUCUUGGCAGCUCUUAUUAUCUUUCUCAAGACUUUGGCUGUCAAUUUUCGAAUGCGAGUGUGUGAAUUAGGAGAUGAAAUUCUUCCUACCUUAUUGUAUAUUUGGACUCAACAUAUACUUAAUGAUUCCUUAAAAGGAGUAAUUAUUGAGUUAUUUCAGCUGCAAAUCUCUAUCCAUCAUCCAAAGGGAGCCAAAACCCAUGAAAAAGGUGCUUAUAAGUCAACAAAAUGGCAAAGUAUCUUGUACAGCCUAUAUGAUCUGCUAGUGAAUGAGAUAAGUCAUAUAGGAAGUCGAGGGAAAUACUCUGCAGGAUUUCGUAACAUUGCUGUGAAAGAAAAUUUGAUUGAAUUGAUGGCAGAUAUUUGUCACCAGAUUUUUGAUGAAGAUACCAGGUCCUUGGAGAUUUCUCAGUUUUACACUACUACACAAAGAGAAUCUAAUGAUUAUAGUGUACCUUGCAAAAGAAGAAAAAUAGAAGUAGGCUGGGAAGUAAUAAAAGAUUAUCUUCAGAAGUUACAGAAUGAUUUUGAUCUUGUGCCUUGGCUGCAAAUUAUAACCCAGUUAAUAUCUAAGUAUCCUGCAAGUUUACCUAACUAUGAGCUGUGUCCGUUACUGAUGAUACUAUACCAGCUUCUACCUCAGCAGCGAUGUGGAGAACGCACGCCAUAUGUGUUACGUUGUCUUACAGAAAUUGCAUUGUGUCAAGGCAAGAAAACAAACCUGGAAAGCUCUCAAAAGUCAGAUUUAUCAAAACUCUGGAUUAAAGUUUGGUCUGUUACAUUUCGUGGUAUCAAUUCUGUACAAAUCCAAACUGAAAACUUUGGCUUGCUUGGAGCCAUUAUUCAAGGUAGUUUAGUUGAAGUUGACAGAGAAUUCUGGAAGUUAUUUACUGGGUCAGCCUGCAAACCUUCAAGUUCUGUAGUAUGCUGUUUGACUUUGGCACUGACCAUCUGUGUAAUUCCAGAAGUAUUAAAAACAAGAACAGAGCAAAAUGUAUGUGAAGUAAAUAGAAGUUUUUCUUUAAAGGAGUCGAUAAUGAGAUGGCUCUUAUUCCAUCAGUCAGAGGAUGACUUAGAAGACAGUAAAGAGCUCCCUCCAAUUCUUCAGAGUAAUUUUCCUCAUCUCAUACUAGAGAAAAUUCUUGUGAGUCUCACUAUGAAAAACUGUAAAGCUGCAAUGAAUUUUUUCCAGAGUGUGUCAGAAUGUGAACAUCACCAAAAAGAUAAAGAAGAGCUUUCAUUCUCAGAAGUUGAAGAACUAUUUCUUCAGACGACUUUUGACAAGAUGGAUUUUUUAAGCAUUGUGAAACAAUGUGCUAUAGAAAAGUGUCAGUCCAAUAUUGGCUUUUCUGUCCACCAAAAUCUCAAGGAAUCGUUGAAUCGCUAUCUUUUGGGAUUAUCAGAACAACUUCUAAACAAUUCAUCUGAGGUUACAAAUUCAGAAACCCUUGUCCAGUGUUCGAUUCUUUUGGUGGGUGUCCUUGGCUGCUAUUGUUAUGUGGGUAUAAUAACUGAAGAGGAAGCAUAUAAAUCAGAAUUAUUCCAGAAAGCAAAGUCUUUAAUGCAAUGUGCAGGAGAGAGUAUCUCUCUGUUUAAAAAUAAAACAGAUGAGGAAUCUAGAAUUGGGUCACUGAGAAAUAUGAUGUGUCUAUGUACAAGUUGCUUUUGUAACUGUAGCAAGCAAAAUCCAAAUAAGAUUACAUCUGGCUUUUUCCUACGAUUGUUAACAUCAAAGCUGAUGAAUGACAUUGCAGAUAUUUGUAAAAGUUUGGCAUCCUUUAUCAAAAAUCCAUUUGACUAUGGGGAAGUAGAAUCAGUGGAAGAUGAUACUAAUGAAAAUCUAAACGAUGUGAAUGAGUCAUCAUCUAUGAAUUUAUUUCAUGAUAACCCUUCUAGUAGUGCAAAUGAUGCAAAUGAUCCUGCAGAGAACCAAAGUACCAUUGGUUCUAUGAAUCCUUUAGCAGAGGAGUAUCUGUCAAAGCAAGAUCUACUUCUUUUAGACAUGCUCAAGUUCUUGUGUAUGUGUGUAACUACCUCUCAGACUAAGUACGUGUCAUUUAGAGCUGCUGAUAUUCGGAGAAAAUUGUUAAUGUUAAUUGAUUCUAGCACACUAGAUCUUACUAAAUCCCUCCACUUACACAUGUACUUAGUGCUUUUAAAGGAGCUACCUGGAGAACAGUAUCCUUUGCCAGUGGAAGAUGUUGUAGAACUUCUGAAACCACUGUCCAGUGUGUGUUCUUUAUAUCGCCGUGACCAAGAUGUUUGUAAAACAAUUUUAAAGCAUGUCCUUCAUAUAGUGACAAACCUAGCUCAAGACAAUAUAGAUACAGAGAAUACAAAAGAGGCGCAAGGGCAGUUCCUUACAGUGAUUGGAGCAUUUUGGCAUCUAACAAAGGAGAGGAAAUGCACAUUUUCUGUAAGAAUGGCAAUAGUAAGAUGCCUUAAAACUCUGCUUGAGGCUGAUCCUUAUUCAAAAUGGGCUAUUCUUAAUGUAAUGGGAGAAGGCUUUCCAGUAAAUGAAGUAUUUCCACAAUUUCUUGCCGAUGAUAAUCACCACGUGCGCAUGUUAACUGCAGGAUCAAUUAAUAGAUUAUUCCAGCAUAUGAAACAAGGAGACUCUUCCAUGUUGUUGAAAGCACUUCCUUUGAAACUUCAACAAACAGCUUUUGAAAAUGCAUACUUGAAAGCUUGGGAAGGAAUGAAAGAAGUGUCACAUGAUGCUGAGAAUCCUGAACUUUUGGAUGAGACUUAUAAUAGAAAAUCCGUUUUCCUGAUGAUGAUAGCUGUGGUUUUAUACUCUAGUCCUAUUUGUGAAAAACAAGCCUUGUUUGCCUUGUGCAAAUCUGUGAAAGAGAAUGGAUUAGAUCCUCACCUUGUGAAAAAGGUUUUAAAGAAAGUUUCUGAAACUUUUGGAUGUAAACAUUUAGAAGACUUCAUGGCUUCUCAUUUAGAUUACCUGGUUUCAGAAUGGCUAAAUCUUCAAGAUACUGCAUACGGCUUAUCUUCUUUUCCUUUUAUUUUAUUAAAUUGCUCAAAUGUUGAGGAUUUUUAUAGAUCUUAUUAUAAGGUUUUGAUUCCACAUUUGGUGAUUAGAAGUUAUUUUGAUGACGUGAAGUCUAUUGCUAAUCAGAUUCAAGAAGAUUGGAAAAGGCUUCUAAUAGGCUGUUUUCCAAAGAUUCUUGUAAAUAUUCUUCCUUAUUUUGCAUAUGAGGGCACUGCAGACAGUAGGAUGGCACAGCAAAGAGUGACUGCUACCGAGGUCUAUGAUAUGCUUAAAGGUGAAAACCUAUUGGGAAAACAGAUUGAUCACUUAUUCAUUAGUAAUUUACCAGAGAUUGUGGUGGAGUUAUUGAUGACAUUACAUGAACCAGCAGAUUUUGGUGCCAGCCAAAGCACUGACCUCUGUAACUUUUCUGGAGAUUUGGAUCCUGCUCCUAAUCCACCUUAUUUUCCAUCACAUGUUAUUAAGGCAACAUUUGCCUAUAUCAGCAAUUGCCAUAAAACCAAGCGCAAAAGCAUUUUAGAAAUUCUUUCCAAAAGCCCUGAUUCCUAUCAGAAAAUUCUUCUAGCCAUUUGUGAGCAAGCAGCUGAGACAAAUAAUGCUUAUAAGAAGCACAGAAUUCUCAAAAUAUAUCAUCUGUUUGUUAGUUUAUUACUAAAGGAUAUAAAAAGUGGCUUGGGAGGAGCUUGGGCCUUUGUUCUUCGAGAUGUUAUUUAUACUUUAAUUCACUAUAUUAACCAAAGGUCCUCCCGUCUCAUGGAUGUGUCAUUACGUAGCUUCUCCCUUUGUUGUGACCUGUUAAGUCGGGUUUGCCAGACAGCAGUGACUCACUGCAAGGAUGCUUUAGAAAACCAUCUUCAUGUUAUUGUUGGCACACUUACACCCCUUGUAAACGAUCAGGUGGAGGUUCAAGAGCAGGUAUUGGACUUACUGAAAUACUUAGUGAUAGAUAACAAGGAUAAUGAAAACCUCUAUCUCACAAUUAAGCUUUUAGAUCCUUUUCCUGACCAUGUUGUUUUUAAGGAUUUGCGUAUUACUCAGCAGAAAAUCAAAUACAGUAAAGGAUCCUUUUCACUCUUGGAGGAAAUUAACCAUUUUCUCUCAGUUAGUUUGUAUGAUGCACUUCCAUUGACAAGGCUUGAAGGAUUGAAGGAUCUUCGAAGACAACUGGAACAACAUAAAGAUCAGAUGAUGAGUCUUAUGAGAGCAUCUCAGGAUAAUCCACAAGAUGGCAUUAUGGUAAAGCUAGUUGUCAGCUUGUUGCAGUUAUCAAAGAUGGCAGUAAACCACAUGGGUGAAAAAGAAGUUUUAGAAGCUGUUGCGAGCUGCUUGGGAGAAGUGGGUCCUAUAGAUUUCUCUACCAUAGCUAUUCAACAUAAUAAAGAUACAUCUUAUACCAAAGCCUUAGAGUUAUUUGGAGAUAAAGAACUUCAGUGGACCUUAAUAAUGCUGACAUACCUGAAUAACACAUUGGUAGAAGAUGGUGUCAAAGUUCGAUCAGCUGCUGUUACCUGUUUGAAAAAUAUUUUAGCCACAAAGACUGGACAUAAUUUCUGGGAGGUUUAUAAGAUGACAACUGAUCCCAUGCUGACCUAUCUACAGCCUUUUAGAACAUCAAGAAAAAAGUUUUUAGAAGUUCCCAGACUUGACACAGAAAGCCCUUUAGAAGACUUGGAUGAUACUAAUCUGUGGAUUCCUCAAAGCCAAAAUCAUAAUAUUUGGAUAAAGACCCUGACCUGUGCUAUUUUGGACAGUGGAGGCCUGAAAAGUGAAAUUCUUCAGUUAUUAAAGCCAUUGUGUGAAGUGAAAACUGGCUUUUGUCAGACUGUGCUUCCAUACUUGAUUCAUGAUAUUUUACUCCAAGAUAUAAAUGAAUCAUGGAGAAAUCUGCUUUCUACACAUGUUCAAGAAUUUUUCACCAGCUGUUUCAAACACUUGUCACAAACAAGCCGAUCUACGACCCCCGCAAAUUUGGAUUCAGAGUCAGAGCUAUUUUCUCAAUGCUGUUUGGAUAAAAAAUCACAAAGAACAAUGCUUGCUGUUGUAGACUAUCUGAGAAGACAAAAGAGACCUUCAUCAGAAACAGUUUUUGAAGAUGCUUUCUGGCUGGAUUUGAAUUAUCUGGAGGUUGCCAAGGUAGCUCAGUCUUGUGCUGCACACUUUACAGCAUUGCUUUAUGCAGAAAUCUAUGCAGAUAAGAAGAAAAUAGAUGACCAAGAGAAAAGGAGUCUUACAUUUGAAGAAGGAAGCCAAAGUACAAGUAUUUCUAGUUUGAGUGAAAAAAGUAAAGAAGAAACUGGAAUAAGUUUACAGGAUCUUCUCUUAGAAAUUUAUAGAAGUAUAGGAGAACCAGAUAGUCUUUAUGGCUGUGGUGGAGGGAAAAUGUUACAACCCCUUACUAGAUUACGAACAUAUGAACAUGAAGCAAUGUGGGGGAAAGCCUUAGUAACAUAUGACCUGGAGAAAGCAAUUUCCUCAUCAACCCGCCAGGCUGGAAUAAUUCAGGCUUUGCAGAAUUUGGGACUCUGCCAUAUUCUUUCCGUCUAUUUAAAGGGAUUAGAUAAUGAAAAUAAAGAGUGGUGUGCUGAACUACAGGAACUUCACUACCAGACUGCAUGGAGGAAUAUGCAGUGGGAUCAUUGCGAUUCUGUCAAUAAAGGAAUAGAAGGAUCUGGUUACCAUGAAUCAUUGUACAGUGCUCUGCAGUCUCUAAGAGACAGAGAAUUCUCCACAUUUUUUGAGUGCCUCAGAUAUGCCAGAGUAAAAGAAGUAGAAGAGUUGUGUAAGGGCAGCCUUGAAUCUGUAUAUUCACUGUACCCUGCACUUAGUAGAUUACAAGCCAUUGGAGAGCUGGAAAACAUUGGGGAGCUUUUCUCGAGAUCAGUCAGAGAUAUACAACUUUCUGAAGUAUAUAUGAAAUGGCAGAAACACUCCCAGCUUCUUAAAGACAGUGAUUUUAGUUUUCAGGAGCCUAUCAUGGCUCUGCGUACAGUCAUUUUGGAGAUCCUAAUGGAAACGGAAAUGGAGAACUCUCAAAGAGAAUGUUUUAAGGACAUUCUUACCAAACACCUUGUAAAAUUCUCUAUCCUGGCCCGAACUUUCAAGAACACUCAGCUCCCUGAAAGGGCAAUGUUUCAAAUUAAACAGUAUAAUUCAACUGUUUGUGGAGUUUCUGAGUGGCAGCUGGAGGAAGCACAAGUAUUCUGGGCAAAAAAAGAACAGAGUCUUGCCCUGAGUAUUCUCAAGCAAAUGAUCAAGAAGUUGGAUGCCAGCUUUACAGAGAGUAAUCCAAACCUUAAACUUAUAUAUACAGAAUGUCUGAGGGUUUGUGGCACCUGGUUAGCAGAAACAUGCUUAGAAAAUCCAGCAGUCAUCAUGCAGACCUAUCUAGAAAAGGCAGUGCAAAUUGCUGGAAGUUAUGAUGGAGAAAGCAAUGAUGAGCUCAGAAAUGGAAAAACGAAGGCAUUUCUUUCAUUAGCAAGGUUCUCUGAUACUCAGUACCAGAGAAUUGAAAACUACAUGAAAUCAUCAGAAUUUGAAAACAAGCAGGCUCUCUUGAAAAGGGCCAAAGAGGAAGUGGGCCUCCUAAGGGAACAUAAAAUUCAGACCAACAGAUACACAGUAAAAGUUCAAAGAGAGCUGGAGCUGGAUGAAUGUGCACUGCGUGCACUGAAAGAGGAUCGUAAACGCUUCCUAUGUAAAGCAGUUGAAAAUUACAUCAACUGCUUAUUAAGUGGAGAAGAACAUGAUAUGUGGGUAUUCCGACUUUGUUCCCUCUGGCUUGAAAAUUCUGGAGUUUUUGAAGUUAAUGCCAUGAUGAAGAGAGAUGGAAUGAAGAUUUCAUCAUAUAAGUUUUUACCUCUUAUGUACCAACUGGCUGCUAGAAUGGGGACCAAAACAAUGGGAGAUCUAGGAUUUCAUGAAGUACUCAAUAAUCUCAUCUCUAGAAUUACAAUGGAUCACCCCCACCAUACUUUAUUUAUUAUAUUGGCUUUAGCAAAUGCAAACAAAGAUGAAUCUUUGACCAAACCAGAGGCAGCAAGAAGGAGUAGAAUAACUAAAAAUGCAUCUAAACAGAACUCUCAGCUUGAUGAGGAUCGAACGGAAGCUGCAAACAGAAUAAUAUGUUCUAUCAGAAGUAAGAGACCUCAGAUGGUCAAGAAUAUUGAGGCACUUUGUGAUGCUUAUAUUAUAUUAGCAAAUUUAGAUGCCACUCAGUGGAAGACACAGAGAAAAGGCAUCAAUAUUCCAGCAGACCAGCCAAUUAAUAAACUUAAGAAUUUAGAAGAUGUUGUUGUUCCUACUAUGGAAAUUAAGGUGGACCCCACAGGAGAAUAUGGAAAUCUGGUAACAAUACAGUCAUUUAAAACAGAAUUUCGUUUAGCAGGAGGUUUAAAUUUACCAAAAAUAAUAGAUUGCAUAGGUUCUGAUGGCAAGGAAAGGAGACAGCUUGUCAAGGGCCGUGAUGACCUAAGACAAGAUGCUGUAAUGCAGCAAGUAUUCCAGAUGUGUAAUACACUGCUGCAGAGAGACAGUGAAACUAGGAAGAGAAAAUUGACUAUCUGCACAUAUAAGGUGGUCCCCCUCUCUCAGCGAAGUGGUGUUCUUGAAUGGUGUACAGGAACUGUCCCAAUUGGUGAAUUUCUUAUUAACAAUGAAGGUGGUGCUCAUAAAAGAUACAGGCCAAUGGAUUUCAGUGCCUUUCAAUGCCAAAAGAAAAUGAUGGAUGUACAGAAGAAGUCCUUUGAAGAGAAAUAUGAAACUUUCAUGGAUAUUUGCCAAAAUUUUCAACCAGUUUUCCGUUACUUCUGCAUGGAAAAAUUUCUGGACCCUGCUGUUUGGUUUGAGAAACGAUUGGCUUAUACUCGCAGUGUGGCCACUUCUUCUAUUGUUGGUUACAUCCUUGGCCUUGGAGAUAGACAUGUACAGAACAUCUUGAUAAAUGAACAGUCAGCAGAACUUGUUCAUAUCGAUUUAGGGGUUGCUUUUGAACAGGGUAAAAUCCUUCCUACGCCUGAAACAGUUCCUUUUAGACUCACCAGGGAUAUCGUGGAUGGUAUGGGCAUCACUGGUGUUGAAGGUGUCUUCAGAAGAUGCUGUGAGAAAACCAUGGAAGUUAUGAGAAAUUCUCAGGAAACUCUGUUAACCAUUGUAGAGGUCCUUUUGUACGAUCCACUCUUUGACUGGACCAUGAAUCCUUUGAAAGCGUUGUAUUUACAGCAGAGGCCUGAGGAUGAAAAUGAGCUCCACUCCACUCUGAAUGCAGAUGACCAACAAUGCAAACGAAAUCUUAGUGAUACUGACCAGAGUUUGAACAAAGUAGCUGAACGUGUCUUGAUGAGAUUGCAAGAAAAACUCAAAGGAGUGGAGGAAGGCACCGUGCUCAGUGUGGGUGGACAGGUGAAUUUGCUCAUACAGCAGGCCAUGGAUCCCAAAAAUCUCAGCCGACUCUUCCCAGGAUGGAAAGCUUGGGUGUGAUCUUCAGCAUGUGAAUCACUCUUGAAUUCAGCCUUUAGAAAUUAUAUUUCAGCCUUCAUUUUUAAUCCAGCCACAAACUGAAUAGGGAUUAAUAUUUAAGAGAACACAACUGUAUUUUUAAAAAGUGUUUACUGCUUCAUUCACUCACCACCCAAAGAUACUUUGAUAGUGUUGAGUAUCUCUGUUCUUGCAUGUUAAAAAUAAUAGUUAUUCAUGCUCUACAUCUAGUCCAAAUGUUUAUUCUUCUCAAAAUCGUACCUAUUUUCAGUAGAAUCACCUGAUUUAUAUAUUUGUGAGAACCAUCAGCAUGAUGGUUUUCCCUUGGUAUGAAUCAGAAUAAAUAUAAUGAGGGGUGGUUAGGGUUUUAAAUAUUAACAUAUUGAGUACCUGACAUAUGUUGUAGCAACAUCUCUCAUCUUUACAACAAAAUCUUGGGUGAUUAGUGAUGUUAUCCCAAUUUAUGGCUGCAGAAAGUAAAAGUUAGAUAAAUAGGAUAAAGUUUCCUUUUUUUAAUUGCAAAAAAAGUGUAAUAUGGGUAUUCUCUAGAAGAUAUUUCAGAUGAAAAUCUGGGGAUCCUCAACCAGUUGCUCACAAGAUUAACAAAAAACAAAUAUAUAGAGAAGCUUCUAGAAAAGCUAACAGAGUGUUUAAACAGUUGUGUCCAGAUAGAGGGAAGGGAGGUAAUAGCCCUCUCACAUAUGCUUCACUGGUCUUACUUCCUCAGAGUAGCUCCCUAAACAGUAUGUAGAUAAAUGCAACAUCAUCAUAGUAUAUACUUAAAUUGUAAAAAAAAAAACCCACACACUUAAAAAUUUAAUAAAAAUUUAAAUAUGGUGGAAAACAAAAACAGGGAAAUUGGGCAUCUCAAAGAUUAAAAUAAACCGUACUGUCAAAAACUAAAGUCCAGCCUGGCAUGGUGGUAUACAUCUGUAAUCCCACCACUUGGAAGUCUGAGGCAAGAGGAUUGCUAUGAGUUAGAGGCCAUCUGAACUACAUAGCAAGGCCCUGUCUCAAAAAGAAAAGAAAAAACUAGAUGGCCAGUAUACUGAGUUGAAUAGAAAAAUGUGCCAUUCAAGUAUUUCAAUUGCACCUUAGUGACGUUAUAUUUUAUAUAGAUUUUAGUACUAUUAAAUGUAUUUCUUGACUUUCCUGUUACCUAUAUCUAUCAUUAAAUAUUUUUGAAUAAAUUUUAGAAAAUAAUAUAUGUUAGGCAUAGGGGUAGUUACUUAGGAGACAACAGUGAGUACAACAGGCAUAGUCAACCCAUAUAAGAGAGUUCAGAGUUUGGGGAAGAUAAUGCAGUUGCUAUCUCACUGUGAAUUGAGGAGUCAGCUGGGCCAGUUUGGCCUGCUGCAUCUAAGAAUAAUAAGUUGUAAUUAAUGUCUUUAAGACAAGUGAAUGUUUGUUGCCUGGGCCUAGAAAAUGAUCUAGUUGACAUUGUAAAUAAAAUAAAAAAGAUUUGCUCUAGAAUGACAAAUACAAAGACCCUGAUAUCCUAAAUAUGAUGUUCUACGUAUUUAUCAUUUUUAAAAAAUUAACUCCUCUUGAGGAUCUCAGGCUUUUUUGUCUAGCUUCUGCCAGAAUGCAUUCUAUACACUGAAGUCAAAGUUUAGAUUCAGAAUUGGUAACAGUGAUUUUAUAUAAUGCAAAGUGUCCUCUGAAAAAUCUCUUACUUCCCCUUAAAUCAUACAAGGUUUUAUGUAUAGCAAUAUGUAAAAAUAUGUACUUUUAUAGGAUAUUAAUCAAAAGAAGUGUUCUUGACCACAUGAUUUUGCCACUCCCACUGCAAUUUUGAAAACUAAAAUUAUUCUCCUGGGUACAAAGUGGAAUAGUCUCAAUUUGUAACUCAAUAAUGACUAGGAAAAUUAAACUUUUGUAUAUGUUUGCUGGUCAGUAUGUUUUUCCUCUUUCGCACAUUACC
Fukomys damarensis (Damara mole-rat) is the source of this 11730-nucleotide messenger RNA. It is a transcript of the gene Atm, whose product is annotated as ATM serine/threonine kinase. The record is from RefSeq and is a predicted model, not a curated record. Lineage: Eukaryota; Metazoa; Chordata; Mammalia; Rodentia; Bathyergidae. Gene Ontology annotation, biological process: DNA repair. The coding region runs from base 639 to 9809 and encodes 3056 amino acids. Gene Ontology annotation, molecular function: protein serine/threonine kinase activity; protein binding. The transcript has 63 exons.